Molecule: messenger RNA, 4728 nt
Organism: Equus caballus (horse)
Lineage: Eukaryota; Metazoa; Chordata; Mammalia; Perissodactyla; Equidae
Source: RefSeq, a predicted model, not a curated record
CUUAGCUCAGCAGGAAGUCCGCUGUUGAUGAUGGCUCUGUUGCCGAAGGGCCUGUAGCUGGGGUCGCUGGCCGGGUCCUGGUCGGCCCUUUCCUUGGCCUGGUUCUGGCCCGCGCCGAGCCCGGCCCAACUCACUCCGGGUGAGACUGCCGCGACGAUUCUCUGCUCGCCGCCAUGCACGACGCCUUCGAGCCGGUGCCGAUCUUAGAAAAGCUGCCUCUGCAGAUCGACUGUCUGGCUGCCUGGGGUGAGCCGAGGGGCCGAGGGUCCGAGGGGCCGAGGCCAGAGGAAUGGCUUCUCGUUGGAACCAAACAAGGACAUCUUCUUCUCUAUAGGAUUCGGAAGGAUGUUGUGCCAGCAGAUGUAGCAUCACCUGAAAGUGGCCGUUGCAACAGGUUUGAAGUGACACUAGAGAAAUCCAAUAAGAACUUCUCCAAAAAGAUUCAGCAGAUCCAUGUGGUUUCCCAGUUUAAGAUUCUGGUCAGCUUGUUAGAAAAUAAUAUUUAUGUCCAUGACCUAUUGACAUUUCAACAAAUCACUACGGUUUCAAAGGCAAAAGGAGCAUCACUGUUCACAUGUGACCUCCAGCACACAGAGACUGGUGAGGAGGUGUUGCGGAUGUGUGUAGCUGUGAAAAAGAAGCUGCAGCUCUAUUUCUGGAGGGACAGGGAAUUUCAUGAAUUGCAGGGGGACUUUAGUGUACCAGAUGUGCCCAAGUCCAUGGCAUGGUGUGAAAAUUCUAUCUGUGUGGGUUUCAAGAGAGACUACUACCUAAUAAGGGUGGAUGGAAAGGGGUCCAUCAAAGAGCUCUUCCCAACAGGAAAACAGCUGGAACCCUUAGUUGCACCUCUGGCAGAUGGAAAAGUGGCUGUGGGUCAGGAUGAUCUCACCGUGGUGCUCAAUGAGGAGGGGAUCUGCACACAGAAAUGUGCUCUCAACUGGACAGACAUACCGGUGGCCAUGGAGCACCAGCCUCCCUACAUCAUUGCAGUGUUGCCUCGAUAUGUGGAGAUCAGAACAUUUGAGCCGAGGCUCCUGGUCCAGAGCAUUGAAUUGCAAAGGCCCCGUUUCAUUACCUCGGGAGGAUCAAACAUUAUCUAUGUGGCCAGCAAUCAUUUUGUCUGGAGACUCAUUCCUGUCCCUAUGGCAACCCAAAUCCAACAGCUUCUCCAGGACAAGCAGUUUGAAUUGGCUCUACAGCUCGCAGAAAUGAAAGAUGAUUCUGACAGUGAAAAGCAGCAACAGAUCCAUCAUAUCAAGAACUUGUAUGCCUUCAACCUCUUCUGCCAGAAGCGUUUUGAUGAGUCCAUGCAGGUCUUUGCUAAGCUUGGCACAGAUCCUACCCAUGUGAUGGGCCUGUACCCGGACCUGCUGCCCACAGACUAUAGGAAGCAGCUGCAGUACCCUAACCCGCUGCCGGUGCUCUCUGGGGCUGAGCUGGAGAAGGCUCACUUAGCUCUGAUUGACUACCUGACACAGAAACGAAGCCAACUGGUAAAGAAGCUGAAUGACUCUGAUCACCAGUCGAGUACCUCCCCGCUCAUGGAGGGCACUCCCACCAUCAAAUCCAAGAAGAAGUUGUUACAAAUCAUCGACACCACCCUGCUCAAGUGCUACCUCCAUACGAACGUGGCCCUGGUGGCCCCCUUACUGCGCCUGGAGAACAAUCACUGCCACAUCGAAGAGAGCGAGCACGUGCUGAAGAAGGCCCACAAGUACAGUGAACUGAUAAUCCUGUACGAGAAGAAGGGGCUCCACGAGAAAGCUCUGCAGGUGCUGGUGGACCAGUCCAAGAAAGCGAACUCCCCUCUGAAAGGCCAUGAGAGGACCGUGCAGUACCUGCAACACCUGGGCACCGAAAACCUGCAUUUGAUUUUUUCCUACUCAGUGUGGGUGCUGAGAGACUUCCCAGAGGAUGGCCUAAAGAUAUUUACGGAAGACCUCCCGGAGGUGGAGUCUCUGCCACGAGACCGAGUGCUCGGCUUCCUAGUAGAGAACUUUAAGGGUCUGGCUAUUCCUUAUCUGGAACAUGUCAUCCACGUUUGGGAGGAGACAGGCUCUCGGUUCCACAACUGCCUGAUCCAGCUGUACUGUGAGAAGGUGCAAGGUCUGAUGAAGGAGUAUCUCCUGUCCUUCCCGGCAGGCAAAACUCCAGUCCCUGCUGGAGAGGAAGAGGGUGAGCUGGGAGAAUACCGACGGAAGCUUCUUGUGUUCUUGGAAAUUUCCAGCUACUAUGAUCCAGGCCGGCUCAUCUGUGACUUUCCUUUUGAUGGCCUCUUGGAAGAACGUGCUCUCCUGCUGGGCCGCAUGGGGAAACACGAGCAAGCUCUCUUCAUCUACGUCCACGUCCUGAAGGAUACAAGGAUGGCUGAGGAAUACUGCCACAAGCAUUAUGACCAAAACAAAGACGGCAACAAAGAUGUGUAUCUGUCCUUGCUGCGGAUGUACCUGUCGCCACCCAGCGUACACUGCCUGGGGCCAAUCAAGCUGGAACUGCAGGAGCCACAGGCCAACCUCCAGGCUGCCCUUCAGGUCCUCGAGCUGCACCAUAGCAAACUGGACACCACCAAGGCCAUCAACCUUCUGCCAGCAAACACUCAGAUUAACGAUAUACGCAUCUUUCUGGAAAAGGUCUUGGAAGAAAAUGCACAAAAGAAACGGUUCAAUCAAGUGCUCAAGAACCUUCUCCAUGCAGAAUUCCUGAGGGUCCAGGAAGAGCGGAUUUUACACCAGCAGGUGAAGUGCAUCAUCACGGAGGAGAAGGUGUGCAUGGUGUGUAAGAAGAAGAUUGGGAACAGUGCAUUUGCAAGAUACCCCAACGGAGUGGUCGUGCACUACUUCUGUUCCAAAGAGGUAAACCCGGCUGACACCUGAGCCCAGCCUGCCAAGGCUUCUGCAGAUGGACGGCUCGGCUAUCCCAGAGAGGGGACGGAGCACCAGCCUUAGGAAUCGGGGGCUGCUGACACACCAGGUGUCUCCCCAUUUGGACACUGUUGGCCACCUUGUGCCCUGGAACAUCUCUGAAUUAAUCAGACUCGUGGUCUGGUGUUGCCAGCUUUUUAAUAGAAAAAGAGAUUAGUUAUACCUUCUAUACCAUUACGUUGCAGGCCAUUCCAGAGAAUUUCAUACCUGCGUGGACAGGAGGAGAUGGGGAAGGGCGCCGUCUUGCUGUGCAUACCAGUCACCUAAAUAAGGAAACUGUCUCAAGUGUUUGUAACCCCAGGGCUGUUUCUGCAGCGAUUUCUGUUAAGGAACCUGCAGGACUUUGCAGAGCCCUCAGCACAGCUGAGUCCUGUGCGAGGAGGGCAGGGUGGAGCGCCUCUGCUGCAGAGGCCUCACUCCCUUGGGAAUGAUGGUCAUUGCUCCAUAGUCACUGUCCCUGUGUCCCCCCAGGAGUCUCCCUAGGAGUCUCUUUAUAUUCAGUCUCUUCUUUCUCACUAUUUAUUUUCUUCCCUUAUCUUCCCUUACUGCUUCCCCCAGGCUUUCGCUCCCAUUUUCCUGACACUGAGACUAAUAUCUUAUACAAAGUAGAGUGAGAAGCAAGAGGAAGUGUGUUCUAAGAGUACGUUGGUAAUUGGGGGUCAGGUAUGUUGUAAAUAGGUCCUCCUUGGACUGUACGCUCUAUGCCUGGGAGUUCAGGAGAGUGACCUUCUCCGUCCCCUCAGGGCCAAGUGUGGGGUAGCUCUGAGGAGGGACCGCAGUGGGUGUGUGACUUCUUGGGCCGACUCCGCAGAGGCUCCUGCUUUGGUUCACCCAGCAGCCACCCAGGGCAGGUUGGUUUAGUCUCUGUGAGCCGCGGGCUUCCUGCUUUGACACCUUUCCCUUUCCAGCCAUGUCACCCACUGCCUUCCAGCGCAGCCUGGCCGUCCUUCUCCAGCCUUGCUCGGCAGGGGUUGGAGGGUUGCGCUGGGUGGAUGUCUGCUGCACACAGGGGACGAUCAGACCAGGAGCUGACAGUGACGUGAUGGCUGGCAUGCUUGUGAGGUGCUUGGGGAUAGUGGAGGUGCUGCAGGAGCAGGAGCAGCAGCGUGUGGGUUGAUGACAACUCACCGCCAAAUCCGUCAAGCUCUUGUGUGUUGGGGGAGGUCCUGCUUCCCACAGGGCACCCUAGAGGUGCACAGGAGUGUCUGGCCCUGCAGGCUCAGGACACACAGGGAGAGUGGCCCUGCAUCCUGUCCUCCGUGGGGUUUGGCAGACUCACAGUCCUGUUGUCUCAGUGUCUUUAACAAGUAGUGAGGGUGGGUGAUGGUGCCGAAUACUGACACUGUUUGAGUGGCUUGUCCUUGACAUGCCAUGCUCCUGUUUAAACUGUAGCACCAUGCUAUGCGGGGCCUGUGUCGUAGACCGACUUGCUGGUGGUGUAGACUAGGCUGCUCCCAGGCACGCUCACCGUGGAGGGUCUUGGAGUGCCGUCAGCAUUGCUCACCAAGCCAGGGGACGCUGCUCAGGUUUGGAGGCCAAGGAGUCCUUCACAAGAACCAUGUCCCAACUGGCUGCACCAGCCCACAAGAAGCAGUGCCGCCCUGUGAGGGUCCCGUUUGCGCUUUGGGAGCAGCAGGAAGAUGGUCAGACCAGCCCUCUACUGUCCAGCAGAAAACUCACCCUACCGCGCGAGCCCUCCUCCCUGGCCUGCUGUGUUUGUGGUUUCCAUUCACACUACCUUGUGGCACAUGUGUUUGAAGCAAUAGGAUAAAGAAUGUGUGUGUUCUUCCUUCUGGAAUACAUAAAC